Emiliania huxleyi CCMP1516 is the source of this 2844-nucleotide messenger RNA. RefSeq lists its product as hypothetical. Gene Ontology annotation, cellular component: membrane. NCBI's taxonomy places the organism in Eukaryota, Haptophyta, Isochrysidales, Noelaerhabdaceae. Gene Ontology annotation, molecular function: voltage-gated chloride channel activity. Gene Ontology annotation, biological process: transmembrane transport; chloride transport. The record is from RefSeq and is a predicted model, not a curated record. The transcript is spliced from 7 exons. Bases 1 to 2844 code for a protein of 947 amino acids.
AUGGCUGCUGCCACCUGGGCGGACCACGACACGAACGGCCGUCUCACCCGGGCGCUCAACGACGCGCGCGCGCUACUCGAUGGCGACGACGACGAUGACGCGAGCGUCGGCUCUUCCGGGCUAUCGGUCAUCCUUCCCGCGCCGGCGGCCGCCGAGCCGCACUUUAUGGUCGUGCGCCGCUUCCUGCUGCGGCACAUCGGGUGGGUGUACGCGAUCCAGGAGACGCUGCUGCUGCUAAUGAUCGGCGUCUCGGCCAACCUGCUCGCCUUUCUGCUCGACCACCUGAUUGAGGCGCUCGUGAUGGGCCGCGCGGCGGCGGCGCAGGCGGAGGGCUCCUUCCUGCCGUCGUACGCCGUGUGGACGGGCUCGGCGCUGGUGCUGUGCGCGCUCUCUGCCAUGGUCGUCCAGUUCAUCGGCCCCGCCUCUGCCGGGUCUGGCAUCCCGCAGAUGAAGUCUGUGCUGGGCGGCAUGCGGAUGCACAACUACCUCUCGCUGCGCACGAUGGUGGCGAAGAUGCUCUCGCUCGUGCUCGCGCUGGCGGGCGGCCUCUCCGUCGGCAAGGAGGGGCCGUACGUCCACAUCACCUCCUGCGCCGCCGCGUGUCUGACCCGCCUCCCGGGCUUCCGGCGGCUUGGCCAGGCCUCAAGACUAGCCGACGAGGCGCUGCGACAGCAGAUGCUCUCCGCCGCUUGCGCCGCCGGCGUCGCCGCAACCUUUGGCGCGCCGGUCGGCGGGGUGCUCUUCUCGAUCGAGGUGACCUCGACGUACUACUCGGUGCAGCACCUCUGGAAGAGCCUCUUCGCCUCCGUCUGCGGUGCGCUCGUCUUUCGAGGCAUGCGCGACACCGGAUCGCUCGGCCAGGGCUUCCGCAAGACGGACUUUGGCGACAUGGACCAGCUGCUGCACAACGGCGAGAUCUACGCCUUCGCGCUCCUCGGCUGUGUGUGCGGCCUCGUCGGCGCCGGCUUCGUGCACGCCACCUCGUCGCUCAUCUCCCUCGUCGCGUCGCGCAUCGAGGCGCUGCUCGGCUUCGACGUCCUCGCGCCUCUGCGCGGCGACUGCUCGUCCGCCACCGCGCUCGAGGCGCUCCUCUCGCGCUACGGCCCCCUUCCUUCUAGAUGCGGCAUCCGGAUCCGUGCAUUGCAGCUAGCACUUCGAGAGGACACACACUCGGCCGUGAUCAACGAGCUCUUCCGGCCAAACUCGUUCGACAUGGCGGCGCGCUGGGCGAACCCGUCCCUCACCGCCAACCUCGCCAUCUACGUCGUGUGCAAGUUCGUCUUCACCUGCAUCGCCGUCGGCUGCCCCAUCUCGUGCGGCGUCUUCACGCCCGUCUUUCUGAUUGGCGCGGCGGGCGGCAGACUCUUCGGCGAGCUCCUCAACGACAUCACGCCCGUCGACGUGCAGAUCACGGCGGGCGGGUACGCCGUCGUCGGCGCAGCGGCGCUCGCCGCGGGCGUGACCCGCACCGUGAUCGUCUUUGAGCUCACCGGGCAGCUGAGCCACAUGCUCCCCGUGCUCGUGGCGGUGCUUCUCGCGUACGGCGUGGGCAACGCGUGCAACACCUCCAUCUACGACACGAUGAUGACCCUCAACAAGCUGCCCUACAUCCAGCCGCUCAAGCCGCACCACGCGUCGUCGCGCUGCGCGCACGACGUGAUGGACGCCACCCUCAAGCCGCUCUGCGUCCCGUGCACCUUCGCCGACGCGCACCGGCUGCUCCUCGAGUCGGAGGCGCUCGAGUUCGCGCUCGUCGACGCGGGCGGCGCGCUGCUCGGCGCGGUGCCUCGCGCCUACCUCGACCUGCAGAUCGAGCACAUCCUCUGCUCGUCGGACGGAGGGCGCAAGCGGCCCGCGCCGCUGCUCGACAAGAUUGCGACAAAGAUGACCGAGGCGCUCGGCUCGCCUCGCUCGUGGACAAUCACGCGGCACCUCUCCCUCACCUCCCUCGGCGUCGGAGACGGAGACAACCGACGCAGCCGCCGCUCCCUCGCCCGCAGCCGCAGCCUCGACCGCAGCAGCCUCGGCGGCGAGCUCGCCAGACAGCAGCCGCUGGCGCCUGCCCCUGCGGAGCCGUCGGACAGCACAGAGCUGACGGCGAUGACGCGCCAGCACCAGCCGCAGCCGCAGCAGACGCAGCCGCAGACGCAGCAGCCGCAGCAGACGCAGCACCAGCCGCCGCAGCACCAGCAGACGCCGCAGCCGCAGCCGCCGCCGCAACAGACGACGACGCAGCAGCCGCUGCCAGCGACGACGACGGCAUCGGCGUCGCUGGCUGCCGCCACUCCUGAUGCAGCGUGCGCCGUGCAGCCGUCGGGGAGCGCGGACGCGCUCAGCGCGUCGCCGGCGUCCGUCUCUCCGUCGGCGGCGUCGAGCGGCAGCGACACGCAACGCGCGAGCACGGGGAGCACGGCCGCGGGCCGGCCGGGCAACCCCUCGCCCGCGCCGGGGCUCGGCAUCGAGCGAGCGCCGUCCAGGAUGACGCGCGCUCAGCGGCUGCAGCGGCGCAACUCUGGCCUCGUCUCGCCCUCGUUUGGCGUCCCUCCCUCCGCAGCGAGCUCACCGGGCGGCGAGUUCACAGAGUCGGAGCUCGCGCUGCUCGACCUGCCGCUCGACCUCGGUGUGCUGCCCCUCGGCACGGACGAGUCGAUGGGCAUCGGCCGCUCGCGCCCCACCGCCGUCAACCACGCGCCCACCGUCGUGCUCGCCGCGACGUCGCUCGCCACGGUGCACAUGCAGUUUUCGCUCUUUGCGACGGAGCACGCGUACGUCACGUACGCGGGCCGAUACGUUGGCGUGAUCCGCCGCUCGCAGCUGACUGGAGAGGAGGGCGGCGUCGUGUGA